Zymoseptoria tritici IPO323 is the source of this 582-nucleotide messenger RNA. RefSeq lists its product as uncharacterized. NCBI's taxonomy places the organism in Eukaryota, Fungi, Ascomycota, Dothideomycetes, Mycosphaerellales, Mycosphaerellaceae. The record is from RefSeq and is a predicted model, not a curated record. The coding region runs from base 1 to 582 and encodes 193 amino acids. The transcript has a single exon.
AUGGAGCCAGAUGCAUAUGCAUUAGCGGUAAAGCAAGGACGCAGCAUAUUAGCGAGGACCUGCCGAAUUGUACAGACACUUCUAUCUGCGCAAGGCGGUGUCCAGGUCCAGAACCCUCGCAGAACAUCUCAGGUGGACAUGUAUCCUCUCGAUAAAAACUGCGGGAGUAACGAACGUUCUGUUCUCUCGCAAGGCGGCGCAAGUUUGGGAGAUGCUCAAAAAGUCCGUCCGUGGCUCCAAGUAGUUGCUGCCAGCUUCCGGGUCGCCCUGAGAUGGUUUCAUCGAAGCCCUUUAAAGCACCUCCACCCGGAGACGACACCCCCCGCCGAACCGUUAGUCCUCCUCAACCUUACGUGCGUCUUUGGUCGGUACAUCGUGCUUUCGGUGUCGCGCAGCGCAGCUGGCACGGUGGCGUGGGAGGACAAGGCGCGUACUGGAAAGGUAGCGGAUGCGGAGGAGGACGCGAGGGCGUUGGCGGAUAAGGAGGGGGAGGGGGAGGGGGAGGAGGAUGAGGCUAAGAAGGAGGAUCAAGAGCUCUGGGGUGUGCGGGAUGCGAUAGGGAGCAGGAACCUGAGCGUGUAG